AUGAUGAGCGAGACAACAGGGUUUGUAGAGUUUGUAGUCUCAAACAAAGUAUUCCAGACAUGGUACAAGGUAGUUGGGGACCUUUCAAGCUCGAGACGACGGCCAUUAGUCGUACUACAUGGUGGCCCUGGCCUAACACAUGACUAUAUGUUGCCUCACCGCAAACUCUCAGAGGAAGGUAUACCUGUGGUUUUCUUCGACCAGCUUGGCAGUGGAAAAUCGUCUCAUUAUCGCGAAGCUCCCAUCGACUUCUGGAAACCUGAGCUAUUUGCGGAUCAGCUCGAUGGUCUAGUUCAACAUUUAAAAAUUAGCGACAACUUUGAUCUUUUGGGUCACUCCUGGGGAGGCUUUUUAGCUGCAUAUUAUGCCGCCAAUCGACCUCACAGUGGCUAUCGCUCUUUAAUUCUGGCAAAUGCACCCGCAUCAAUCCAUCUUCUUGAAAAGGGCCUCAACCUUCACCUUGACCAGUUUCCAAAAGAAUUUGCAGAUAUGAUGCGGAGACACGAAUCAGAGAAUACCACCAACUCUCCCGAAUACUCCAAGGGGAUAUCACAGUUUGUAUCAAAACAUCUUUGUUCUCUGAGUCCCUGGCCGCAGGAGCUCAGAGAUUCAUUUGCUGCGAACGGGAAAGAUCCAACCGUUUCUAAUUCCAUGAUGGGCCCGUAUCAAUUCAAGAUAACUGGCACUCUGCGCCCGUACUCGACAAUCGAUCAGCUGGGUAACAUCAAAGUCUCAACUCUGGUGAUUCAUUCUCCCUUGGACGAAGUACAUCAAAUUGCCAUACAGCCAUUUUUAAAGCAUAUCCAGCGUUGUGAACUACAAGAGCUACGUAAUAGCACCCAUCUACCCAUGUUCGAGGAACCCGACAGGUACUUCGCAACAUUGUCAUCUUUUCUUUCGAAGAACGCAUAA
Messenger RNA from Psilocybe cubensis, 912 nucleotides. RefSeq lists its product as uncharacterized. The transcript has 6 exons. Gene Ontology annotation, molecular function: peptidase activity. Lineage: Eukaryota; Fungi; Basidiomycota; Agaricomycetes; Agaricales; Agrocybaceae. Gene Ontology annotation, biological process: proteolysis. The coding region runs from base 1 to 912 and encodes 303 amino acids. The record is from RefSeq and is a predicted model, not a curated record.